UGCUUAGAGCCCAGAGUCGUCCAGCCAGAGCCCUGGGUGGCCAAGUUCAGGCCUCAGCAGCACUCUUGGGUCUGAGCCGCCCCCAGGGCAGCCACCAGGACCACAGCCAUGAACGGGACGGAGGGCCCGAACUUCUACGUGCCCUUCUCCAACAAAACGGGUGUGGUACGCAGCCCCUUCGAGUACCCACAGUACUACCUGGCUGAGCCAUGGCAGUUCUCCAUGCUGGCCGCCUACAUGUUCCUGCUCAUCGUGCUUGGCUUCCCCAUCAACUUCCUCACGCUCUACGUCACGGUCCAGCACAAGAAGCUGCGCACGCCUCUCAACUACAUCCUGCUCAACCUGGCUGUGGCCGACCUCUUCAUGGUCUUCGGUGGCUUCACCACCACCCUCUACACCUCUCUGCAUGGAUACUUUGUCUUUGGGCCCACAGGAUGCAAUUUGGAGGGCUUCUUUGCCACACUGGGCGGUGAAAUUGCCCUGUGGUCUUUGGUGGUCCUGGCCAUUGAGCGGUACGUGGUGGUGUGUAAGCCCAUGAGCAACUUCCGCUUUGGGGAGAACCAUGCCAUAAUGGGCGUCGCCUUCACCUGGGUCAUGGCACUGGCCUGCGCUGCACCCCCCCUCGUUGGUUGGUCCAGUCUCUUGCCCCGUCCCCCUCUGGUGGUCAGGUACAUCCCUGAAGGCAUGCAGUGUUCAUGUGGGAUCGACUACUACACACUCAAGCCAGAGGUCAACAACGAGUCCUUUGUCAUCUACAUGUUCGUGGUCCACUUCACCAUCCCCAUGAUCGUCAUCUUCUUCUGCUACGGGCAGCUUGUCUUCACAGUCAAGGAGGCGGCAGCCCAGCAGCAGGAGUCAGCCACCACCCAGAAGGCUGAGAAGGAGGUCACUCGCAUGGUCAUCAUCAUGGUCAUUGCUUUCCUGAUCUGUUGGGUGCCCUACGCCAGCGUGGCAUUCUACAUCUUCACCCACCAGGGCUCCAACUUUGGCCCCAUCUUCAUGACACUCCCGGCGUUCUUCGCCAAGUCCUCCUCCAUCUACAACCCUGUCAUCUACAUCAUGAUGAACAAGCAGUUCCGGAACUGCAUGCUCACUACCCUCUGCUGUGGCAAGAACCCACUGGGUGAUGACGAGGCCUCCACCACCGCCUCCAAGACGGAGACCAGCCAGGUGGCACCGGCCUAAGCCCUGCCAAGGACUCUAUGGUCAACUGUAGGAGUCUCCCAUUCCCUAUGCCUACCCCCAGCCACAGCUGCCCCACCAGGAACCAGGUCUGUUGGAACCAGGUUGCGCAGACUCCUUGAGUUAAAAAAAAAAAAAAAAAAAAAAA
Panthera uncia (snow leopard) is the source of this 1330-nucleotide messenger RNA. RefSeq names its product rhodopsin (gene RHO). Gene Ontology annotation, molecular function: G protein-coupled receptor activity. Gene Ontology annotation, cellular component: photoreceptor outer segment; membrane. Bases 109 to 1185 code for a protein of 358 amino acids. Gene Ontology annotation, biological process: visual perception; G protein-coupled receptor signaling pathway; phototransduction. The transcript has 5 exons. Lineage: Eukaryota; Metazoa; Chordata; Mammalia; Carnivora; Felidae. The record is from RefSeq and is a predicted model, not a curated record.